UGAUUUUGCCUGUGCUGCAGCUGAUGUCUUAUACACACACGCGCGCGCACACACACACAAAAUACAGCAAGUGGAUUCAGCUACAGAACAGCACAUUGCUCCUGUCAGUGUGGUAUUCCUUUUUACACCUGAUUCACUCACCGCUGUUCCUCACUUGAAGGCAGAUCCUUUGACCUAAGCAGAUUAGACGCAUGAACGACACAGCAAGCUAUCUGCGCUUUUCAAGGAAGAGAUUUGGCUUCAAAAUAGGGCACUAAGCUUUUCAGCCUUAUGGCUGUUUACCUAGUCAGCACGAUGCAGUGUCUCUGGGUGCUUACUAGCCUCCUGGGGAAUCAGCUGGGAAACAAAAGCAGAAGUGGCAGCCGCUGCAAAUGUGGAAGUCUGUGCCAUUAGAGAAAGCACUUGCUAAUAAUGGCCUGCGAGACCCAGGUUUCCUUGGUUUCCAUGACAGCUAUUAGGUACCAUAGAAAUUGAAUUGCACAUUGCUCUUGGGGGAGUGAAAGGGUGUUCGAAUGACAGAGCACAUUACCUAGAACUUGUCGUGUUCAUCGUUUUUUUUUUUUUCACCCCAAAAACUAACUGGAUUAUGUUUUUUUUUCUUCUGCAAAUUCUCUAUCUUUUGUUUUUAAAAGACCCGGAUCUCUUACAUUUCUAGUAAUAUCUAUAUUUACCUUUUUUUUUAUUAUUAUUAUUUAUUUUUGUGCGUAGAGCUGAGCUGGAAAAAUCAAGGAUAUGAGCUGUUAUACAGGUGGGCUUCAAAGGUGGAGUGAAUACACAAAGCAUCCAAUCAGGUGUUGGCUACCUGCAGCCCCAACAACAUGCCUCUGCAACAGAUUUGUGUAGUCCCUGCUCGGGAGACUGCUAGCAAUGGGAGAAGUUCAAUGGGAAAAACAAAGGAGAAGAACAAAGAAGUUGAGAAUGACAAAUCCCUUGGGCGCUCAGCAAGUCGAUCAAGCAACAUUUCAAAGGCCAGCAGUCAAACUACAGCCACAGCGCCUAGGAGCUACUCACAAACAUCUGUGUGCCCAUCAACUCAGGAUAUAUGUCGAAUCUGCCAUUGUGAGGGAGAUGAAGAAAACCCACUAAUUACCCCAUGUCGCUGUACUGGAACAUUGAGGUUUGUUCAUCAAGCCUGUCUACAUCAGUGGAUUAAGAGCUCAGAUACCCGUUGUUGUGAACUCUGCAAGUAUGACUUUGUAAUGGAAACUAAAAUAAAACCUUUAAGAAAGUGGGAAAAGCUACAGAUGACAAAAAGUGAGCGGCGGAAAAUAGUCUGUUCUGUAUCAUUUCACAUAAUUGCCAUUACAUGUGUAGUAUGGUCACUAUACGUGCUUAUAGACCGAACAGCAGAAGAGAUCAGGCAAGGCAAUGACAACGGUGUCCUGGAAUGGCCAUUUUGGACAAAACUGGUGGUUGUGGCUAUUGGAUUUACAGGAGGUUUGGUAUUUAUGUAUGUGCAGUGUAAAGUUUAUAUCCAGCUGUGGAGAAGACUAAAGGCUUACAAUCGUGUAAUAUUUGUCCAGAACUGCCCCGACACUGCCAGGAAAGCUGCAACAAAGAGCUACACUAGUAAUCAGAACAAUGAACCUAAGGACUCUGUGUGUGUCCCAGUUUCACAGACAUCUACGAAUCUACAGUCAUGUUCAGAUGUAAGUGUACCUGGAGUGAUGCCUGUUUGAUGAGCCUAGCACUUUUCUUUACCUGUACUUCUCCAACAGAUUUGCUGUAAGUGUUUUUGAGGCACAGCCACUGAGUUGUGGAAAAGUAGUAAUCUGUUCCCUCAAGGAAUACAGUCAUGAUAAAGAAGAGAACAUAAGAGUAUUGCCUUGCUAAAAUUGUCAUUGAUUUUAUAGCAAAAGCACUGAAGGAGAACAUAGAGGAGACCGUAGUAAAGAAGGAUAAUAAAAAAACCUGCAUUUUUGUAUUUCCACAAGGAGGAACGUGAGCUGAUUUUAUUAGUUGUGGGGGGGAGUCCCCUUUUUCAGUCUUGUUAUUUGUUACUAUGUGAAUGAGUUGAAUAUUUUCUAUUUAACAAAAUGAUGUCAAGAAGACACGAAAGGAAAACAAGAGGGCAUACUCUGUGAAGGUCCACUGGUUGUUUAUUUAUUAAUGCAUACAAUUAAAAGUCCUAUUAAAACUGACAGUUAAUAAAUUCAGAAUUUUUACCAGUGAUAACAUAAAUUAACAAUUCAGAUUUUCAAAUAAUAAUGAGCCAAGAUUGAAGAGAGCAGGAUUUAAAAAAAAAUGCAUAUAAGUCAAUGGGUAAAUGUAGUUUGUCAAGCCAGCAAUAGGAGAAUGUAAGAACGUAAAACUGUUAUGGAAGUUGCUGCAGAUAACCUCUGUUGUGUGCUAAAAAGGUGGAAAACUGAAUGGUAAAGAAUUCAUGUUAGCACUUCUAAAAAGCAUUUUAAGGAAAAUUCACAAUUCUAGAAAGGGGAUGUUAUGUAAGGUCUAGGAGUGUUAUUGUAAUCAUAAAAUUUAGUAAAGCAGGGAAUGUACACCUUUUUACACACAGUAUUGCAUUGUAUAUUUUAUUGUAUUUGAAAUAAAACCAAAGCAGGUUGUCCAAGCACUGAA
This is a messenger RNA of Rana temporaria (common frog), 2577 nucleotides long. RefSeq names its product membrane associated ring-CH-type finger 1 (gene MARCHF1). Lineage: Eukaryota; Metazoa; Chordata; Amphibia; Anura; Ranidae. Bases 819 to 1679 code for a protein of 286 amino acids. Gene Ontology annotation, molecular function: ubiquitin protein ligase activity; MHC protein binding; zinc ion binding. The transcript has 6 exons. Gene Ontology annotation, cellular component: lysosome; early endosome membrane; cytoplasm. The record is from RefSeq and is a predicted model, not a curated record. Gene Ontology annotation, biological process: antigen processing and presentation of peptide antigen via MHC class II; immune response; protein polyubiquitination.